Messenger RNA from Owenia fusiformis, 2029 nucleotides. NCBI's taxonomy places the organism in Eukaryota, Metazoa, Annelida, Polychaeta, Sabellida, Oweniidae. The record is from the annotation of a GenBank genome assembly.
GUGACGUCACCGAGCAAAAUAAAGAAGAAAUUUUUUGGACAAAAUCAACGAAAAGUUGGCCUCAAAUGUUGGUGAAUUUCUCUGCUGUGGCUUUGUAUUCGGGUCCGAUACAAACCACAGCCAGCGUAUAGCAAGACUGGCAUCCUCCUCUGACUCGGAAGACGGUGGAAUUUCGUCCCCACCGCGCAAAAAGCUCCGUCUUUCUGCCUCGAAUAUGCAGACGAAUGGCUGCCCUCAACACAAUGGCGAAUCUGGGCCCCCACCUUCAACUUCCAAUGUAAACGGAGCCUGUGCUACAAAUGGGGUGGCAAAUGGUGAAACUGAGAGACAAUGUACACUCAAACAUAUAUCCAAAACCGAUCAGGACAUUAUCCGUCUGAUUGGGCAGCAUUUGAAAGGCCUUGGACUUGAUGGUCCCGCGGAUGAUUUAAUGCGCCAGUCUGGCACAAUGUUGGAACAUCCUGCAGCAUCAACUUUCAGAUCUCACAUCAUGAAUGGAGAGUGGGAAAAGGCUGACAGUGGUCUGAAUGAGCUAAAGUCACUUGUAGAGUGCAGUAGAGGAACUAUAAAGAUGCGGUUCCUGCUGCUGGAACAGAAGUACCUGGAAUACUUGGAAGAUGGGAGAGUACUGGAGGCAUUGAAUUGUCUCCGUAAUGAACUCACCCCUCUCAAGUUUAACACACAGAGAGUCCAUGAACUCAGCACUUAUAUGAUGUGCAGUAACCCGGAGGACCUGCGUGAAAUGGCAAAUUGGAGUGGCAAGGGUCAAUCUUCUAGGAGAAAAUUAAUCGAAAAGCUACAAUCAUUUCUUCCGCCUUCUGUCAUGCUCCCUCCACGCCGUCUGCUCACACUGCUAAAUCAAGCCAUAGAUCUUCAGAAGGACCGAUGUCCGUACCAUAACACACAAUAUGACAAUAAUCUUGAUGCUGUGUCCCUGCUCAUGGACCAUAUAUGUAGCAGGGAGGACUUCCCUUGUACCACAACACAAGUGCUCAAUGAUCACUGUGACGAGGUGUGGUUCUGUCGCUUCUCACCAGAUGGCACCAAACUUGCUACUGGGUCAAAAGAUGGGACACUCAUUAUCUGGGACGUUGACCAGAACACAUACAACUUGAAGCUCAGACGAACAUUUGAAGGCCAUAACUAUGGGGUGUCUUACAUAGCAUGGAGUCCUGACAAUAUUUAUAUAGUGGCAUGUGGUCCUGAUGACUGCUCAGAGCUCUGGAUAUGGAAUGUAGAGACUGGGGACCUUAGAGCCAAAAUGAGCCAAUCACAAGAAGAUAGUCUUACAUGUGCAGCCUUUCAUUAUGACGGCAAGAAAUUCAUAACAGGUGGCACUAGAGGUCAAUUUUAUCAGUGUGACUUAGAUGGUAAUGUAUUAGAAUCGUGGGAAGGAAUCAGAGUACAGUGUCUACAGUGUUUACCUGACAAGCGUGUCCUGGCAGCAGACUCUCGAAAGAGAGUGCGAGCCUAUUGCUUUAAUGAUAUGUCAGAUCAAAAUAUACUCUCUGAGGAUCAGCCAAUAAUGUCAUUCACAACCAAUGAUACUGGCCGUUUAGCCCUCCUUAAUGUAGCCACCCAGGGUGUCCAUUUAUGGGACCUAAAGGAUAAAAUAUUGUUGCGUAAAUUCCAAGGUUUAACCCAGGGCUUCUAUACAAUACAUUCUUGCUUUGGGGGACUCAAUCAAGACUUCAUAGCAAGUGGCAGUGAAGACCAAAAAGUUUAUAUAUGGCACAAUAAACGUGAAGAGGCAGUUGCCGUACUUGAAGGGCAUACACGCACUGUUAAUUGUGUCCACUGGAACCCAAAAAUUCCCAGCAUGCUUGCUAGUACAUCAGAUGAUGGUACAGUCAGGAUCUGGGGCCCAAAUUUUAGUAGCCAUUCAUUAAGUGCACAUGACUCAGGUUGUAGUACUCCAGUGUAGCAAUGGCUCCAGAAGCAACAUAACUGACACCUACCCCCUGCCCAUCAACUCCCUCAAAUGUACAUACCUGCCUACUUCAACUAUAUAUGCAACUUUAAUCAGUGA